Molecule: messenger RNA, 192 nt
Organism: Diversispora eburnea
Lineage: Eukaryota; Fungi; Glomeromycota; Glomeromycetes; Diversisporales; Diversisporaceae
Source: the annotation of a GenBank genome assembly
AUGGGAGGAAUUAAUAUGGAAACAAGAUACUCAGAUACUGUUAAAAAUAAUAUAAAUAGAAAAGUUAAAAAUAAUAUAAUGGAAAAGAAUGAUACAACAAAUGAAAAUAUUAUGAACAUGUUAUUAGAAAUCCAGCAAGAUAUAAAAGAAAUUAAGGAACAGGUGAAAGAUAUAGAUGAAAGAUUGGAAUCA